AUGUUCAAGUCAAUAGCUGCCAUUGCAAUGGUCGGCCUUGCUUCAGUUGCCAAUGCUUAUCCAGAGGUUGAUAGAGUACAUGAACUCUUGAACUGGCCUUAACUUACCUUCGGAUUAUACUCCGGUUACCUUCCAGUCAACAACUCUUCAAAGUAACUUCAUUAUAUGGGAGUUAUGAGUCAGAGAGACCAAGCAAACGAUCCAGUAAUCAUCUGGUUCAAUGGUGGUCCAGGUUGCUCCUCUAUGCUUGGUUUCUUGCAAGAACACGGCCCUGUUGUUUUAGAUGACGGUGCUACUGAAUUCAAAUAAAACCCAUAUUCUUGGAACAGAGAGGCUAAUAUGUUCUACAUUGAGAGCCCAGCUGGUGUCGGAUAUUCAGUCUGCCCAGAUUAAAGUGAGUGCAAUUUCGAUGAUGAUAACUCAGCUGAUGAUAACCUUCAAGCAGUCCUUACUCUUCUCUAGAAAUUCCCAGAGCUUCAACACAACGAUUUAUAUCUUGCUGGUGAAUCCUACGCCGGUAUCUAUGUUCCAAAACUUGCUGAAAGAAUCGAUGCCUAUUUAACAGAUAAUGAGAACAGAACUGAUGUCUAUAAGCCAAACUUUAAAGGAUUCAUGGUAGGUAAUGGUGUAACCGACUGGAGAUACGACACUGUUCCAGCUUUCAUUGAGAUGUCAGUGUGGCACGGACUUAUCAAGAGAGAUCUUUAUGAUAGACUGAUGCAAUGCGACUUCUCCUACUUCGGAGUUAACCCAACAUUCAAUCUUUCAGCAGAAUGUAACUAAGCCUUUGAAGAUUUCAAUACCUAGACUUAAGAGUUGAAUGUUUAUGAUGUCUAUGGUCAAUGCUACAUUGGAAACUAAAGCUAAACCUUCUAACAAUAUGAAAGCUUCAGACAGACUGGCUUCCUUCAAAGCGGUCUUGAAGAGCCAUCUUACAAGAAAUACUUUACUGCUGCUGACUACACUCCAUUCUUGAACAGAAAUUUUGCUGGCAAGAAAUCUCUCAAAGAGUCACCACCAUGUGUAUUCGGAGACCCCAUAAUUGCUUAUCUUAACAAUCCAUAAGUCAAAAGUCAACUUAAUAUCUAUGAGAACUCCACUUCAUGGGACCUUUGUUCCAUGAUCAACUACAACUCUGGAUUGAACGGUUCUGUUGACAUUUACCCUAAACUAAAGGGCAAGUACAGAAUGCUUAAAUAUUCUGGAGAUACUGAUGGUGCUGUUCCAACUCUUGGAACUCUUAAGUGGAUCAAUGACUUGAACUGGAACAUUACUGAGCAAUACAGACCAUACUACGUUUAUAAGAAUGAUGGCUUCAGAGUAGUUGCUGGAUUCACAGAAUCAAGAGAGGGUAACUUCACCUUCGCUUCAAUUCACGGUACUGGCCACAUGGCUCCUCAAUGGAAGAGACAAGAGACAUACCACUUAAUCUUCAGCUUCAUAAACGGAUAAGCUCCUUGA
Stylonychia lemnae is the source of this 1461-nucleotide messenger RNA. The record is from the annotation of a GenBank genome assembly. Lineage: Eukaryota; Ciliophora; Spirotrichea; Sporadotrichida; Oxytrichidae.